Prorocentrum cordatum is the source of this 4536-nucleotide messenger RNA. The record is from the annotation of a GenBank genome assembly. Lineage: Eukaryota; Dinophyceae; Prorocentrales; Prorocentraceae.
UGGCUCAAGGGCCAGCCUGGCUUGAGCCGCCCGCCGCCAGGCCGCCCUGCGAGCGGCCGGGCGCCGGUGGGGGUGAUGCCGGAUGGCUACCAGGCGCCAGUCGUCUUGCCCUCGCUGCCGCUCGGGGCCAGUGCGUCGCCCAGGUCAAUCUUCAAGGUGCAGGGCCUGGACUCGCACCGGCCGCCGCUCGCCCCGGCCAACCGCAGCCCCAGGCGCCCGGCCGCGCGGCCGCGCACCACCGCCGAGCUGGAGGAGGCGCUCGCGGCGGCCGCGGUCUUCCCGGGCGCCCCCGCGAGCGAGCCGCUCGGCUCGGCGGCCCAGCGCCGCAGCCCCAGGCGCGUCGUCUCGAGGUCGCGCACCGCGGAGGUCGAGGAGGCGCCCGCGAUGGCCGCGACCUUGCCCGGUGCACCCCCUGAGGUGUCGUCUGGCUCGGCCCCGCCGCGGCUCCCGUACGACUCCCAGCGGCGCUCCAGAGUGGCCGCCGACCAGGCGGCGCCUGCGCAGCCGUGGGGCGAGGCGGCGACGGCUGGCCUAGUGCAGUCGGCUAGGCUCGUGCGGUCUAGGUACGGCCAGGUGCCCAAGAGCGACUGCGCGGCGAAGGUCUACCAGCGCAGGGUCCACCGCGUCCGCACCGAUCCAGUCGCGCCCCGUGCGCGGACGUCCAAGGGCCCCGGGGGGUACCCCAGCGAGUGUGGCUCCCUCGACGGUCCGCUCAUGAGGUUGAGGCGCCCGCACGCCGCCAAGCUGGCGCCCUUGGAGCUCCAGGAGGAGAACAGCACCCCCAGCCAGCCGUCGGUCAGCUUCGUCUCCCUCAGCCCAGACGGCAACGUCGAGGCGCACGAGCCCGACGAGGACCCCUCGACGGAGCGCGGCCCCAGCGAAACCACCUCGCCCUCCGUGGCGCCCUCUGCGCCGGCCCCCGCGCCGCCGCCCCCCGCGCCACCGCCCCCCGCGGCGCCCCCCCCGCGGCACAGCCGGAGAUCUGCCGAGAUGCCCCUCCUUGUGGCGACCCCUCGAAAGAGCGCCGAGCUGGCGCCGCUCGCGCCGCGGAGGCCCAGCGUUGGCUUCGAGAGCGACGCGGACCCCGAGGCGCCGUGGUCGACACGCGCCGUGGCCGACAGGGAGUCGCCAUCCAGCUCCACGGGCGUCUCGUGCGACCGCGGGGCCGGGCCGGACAGCGAGUCCGAGGCGGAGCAGGGGGCGAGCCCGCCAGGGCAGCGGGGGCGGUCGGACCGCAGGUCGAUCGCCACCCUGAUCAGGGGCUUCACGGACCGCGACCCGGGCCCCAUGGGGCAGGACGCGCAGUGGCCGCCACGGCGGCCAGAGCCGCCACGGCGGCUCGUGCCGCAGCGGCUGGGCUCGGAGCUCGCGCUCGGCGCCUCGGCCGCUGGCGCUGCGGGGACAGAGGGCGUGCGGCGACAGAAGUCGGUGUUCACAUGGCAGACGGAGCCAGAGGAGGUGCUCUGGGAGGAGAUCUACUGGAAGCUGAAGGACCGAGACGUCGGAGAGGUGCACAAAGACAACUUGAGUCGAGCGCUAGAUCUGGCGGGCUUCAGCUAUCCAGUCUCAGAGUGGAUAGAGGAGAUCGCUCUGCAGAUCACGCACUACUCCACCCUUGGCCAGCAGGAGUUCUUUCAGUUCAUCGAGGCCUACUCCCGCAAGCAGGCAGAGCACUACGCCGCUGUCUUCUACGGCUGCGACAAAGACAAGGCCAGGCGCCUUGAGCUGCCAGAGUUGCCGCACAUCUUCGAUUGCAUCAACAUCGACGUCAUGGCGCACAUCUUACGCGAGCUCUUCGCGGAGGUGUGCAACGGCGAGCGGUCCAUCGACCUCAAGGGUUUCAUGAAGAUGAUGGAGCUGUAUAAGCUGAGGGAGGGCUUCUCCAGGGAGGAGAUCGAAGGGUCGGCUGACUUCAUGCGCGUGUUCGAGCUCUUCGAUGUCGACGGAUCAGACAGCAUUGAUGCCAGCGGGUUUGCUUGCAUGCUCUCGUGGCUCGGCUUCAGUUGGUCCAACGAUUACGACUUCAAGCGGCCCUCGUUGAAGAGAGAAGUUCUGGAGGUCUACGAGGCGGCGGACACCACUAAAUCAGGGACCCUGAACCAGCGCGAGCUCAUCAUCUGCAUGCGGAGGAUGCGCAGUUUGGAGGUGGAGAAGAUUUCCCGGGUGAUCCGCGAGAACGCCAUCCCUGGCUCAGCAGAUCGCAUCCAUCACGAUCAUCUGACGCGGGUGCUCAGGGUGCUCGGGUACACGGCCCCGGACAGGCAGGCCGUCUUCGAGUGCGCCCAGGACUGCUGCAGCGGCGACGUGAACAGCGGAUUGGACAUGGGACAGGUGUGGCAGGUGGUGGCUCAGUACCGCAACAGGCACGGCUUCUCGGCGGCCGUGAAGGCCGAGAUCCAGGCGGCCUUCGACGCGUGCAAGUCUGAGCACGAGGCUGACAUCGACCAAAUGCAGGUGCCCCUGCUCCUGCGGCAGCUCGGCUUCGCGCUGCCCCUCCACGUGCAGCGGCACAUCACGGAGCGAAUAAACGUGGGUUGCACGAGCAGGAUCGACCUCGAGAGCGCCAUCCGCAUCGUGCGCCGGGCUUGCGAGCACGGGCUGGCCAGAGCCCAGGAGCUUUUCGACCUGCACAAAGAGGACGAUCCGAGUGGCCGCGCCGUGAUUUCCGAGGAGGUGGCGCUGGAGGUGCUGGACAUCAUGGGCCUCGACGCCUUCGACGGCGGCGCCGCCGCGGGAUGCCUCUCGCCAGACGACCUGGCGCCCAGCCCCAGGGAGCGGCGGCUGACCGAGGAGGGGUUCUUCCGCACGUACGCCCGCCUCGCCGAGGCGGACAGGCGCAGGGUUCAGGCCAACGGGAGCUUCAGCAGCGACGAGCUCAGAGCUCUGCUGGACAGCUUCAACCAUCACGACCGCGACGGGACGGGGAUUGUCAGGAACCAGUCUCUGAUGAAGAUGCUGCAGAGAAGAUUCCCUGAGGCCAACGAUGCCUCGUUCCGGCCGAGGCUGCUGGAGCUGAUGGCCCAGGUAUCCCCCGAUGGGAACGGCCUGGACUUCGCCGGAUUCCGGCGACUCAGCCUGCUGUACGUAGAGAUGCGUGAGAGGGACGUGCUCCUGAAGGAGUCCCACACGAUCCGGCAGACGUCGUUCACCCUGGCGGAGGUGGCCGAGCUGCGCGCGGUGUUCCUCUCCACGCCAGGGUCGCCCGACGUCGCCAAGGGCGCCAGGCGACUGCUAUCGUGGAGCGAGCUGAAGCUGCUGGUGCUGGGGCGCCACCAGAGGCAGCGCUCCGAGGGCGUUCCGCCGGGGAGGGGCUGGGGCAACGCGCUGAUGGCGUUCCUCCAGCAGGCGAUGCCCGAGAGAGCCGGGGAGGACGAGAAGGCCCAGUUUGACUUCAACGAGUUCCUCGUGAUCAUGCAGGCCAUCGCGGAUGGCAAGCUCGCUUCAGUGCUGUAGCACGUGCAGAUGUUGCCCAAUCGCUGCCACAUGUGAUUUAUAUUCCAACUCUGCUUAUUCCCCCUCGUGAGCCUGUUUCUCCGGUCUCCCCUCUCCCUCAUACUCCCCCUCGCUCUCCGCCCCCCUGCGCUCAGCCAGCUGCUCAACACCCUGUGGUGCUUUUCAGGCCAACUGUUUAACAUCAGGACGGUCGCAGGAAGGCGGCUUGGCUGUCCACGCAGUGGGCCUGCCUGGCAUAGCCAGACUUCUUUCUCAGCAGUCUACGGGCCGCGGGUGCGCUUCUGCCCCGCUGUCACCAGGCAGGUAGCUAGCCAAUUAGAAAAUGCUGGGGCGAUGCUUCUCUCGUGCCGUGGCCUCCGAGAAGUCGCGCCCGCUGCUUGCCUCGUCUCAGUGGUGAAGGCCCGCGGCUGCUUGUGUCCACCUGCGCCACCUCCACCUCUCGUGGUCUUUCGUUUGCUCCUCCGCUUCCUCCUCCUCCUUCUCCUCCUCCUCCUCAUCCUCCGCCUCCGCCGACCAACAAAAAUGUAAGUCAGUGUACUGGCGGUCCUCCUUCGCCGACCAACUCGCGCAUUUGUCGGGUCCUUCUGCCAGACCGCGCGGUGCCUUCUGCCAGACUGCGCACAGGGCAACCAUAGUACAGCGAUGCGCGCAUAGCACUCAGCAGGCCUUGAGGCUCUGGCCGUCAGCGCCGCAGACCUUGCUUGUCUCUACGUUCCGCCGCAUUUCAUAAGUAGACUCAGCAAUUUGCUGCUCUGUGCAAGGUGUGUCCUUGCUCGCAGUGGUGUUCCCCUUCCUGCUGCUCCUCCUCCUCCUCCGCCUCCCCCUCCUCCUCCUCCAUCAUCACCAUCAUCAACAUCCUUCCCUCCCUCCUUUCCCGGACUCGACUGCUUUCCCCCGUGGGAUCCAUUUUGUGGGCCCUCCCCGUGGGAUCUCCGUUCAAGCGGACGAGAACCACGGGGUCGCCCAUUCUCCGUCGGCAUUAUGUUUCGGAAUCGCGCCUCAGGCAUGACAGCUGGGCACGCGCGCUGUCCCCUCGAAUAGACAUGUUAGCCGGCAUGGGCACAAGACAGUGUGUUUCUAGAA